Molecule: messenger RNA, 2295 nt
Organism: Anastrepha obliqua
Lineage: Eukaryota; Metazoa; Arthropoda; Insecta; Diptera; Tephritidae
Gene: aop
Product: ets DNA-binding protein pokkuri
Exons: 3
Coding region: 1-2295 (764 amino acids)
Biological process (GO): regulation of transcription by RNA polymerase II; cell differentiation
Cellular component (GO): nucleus
Molecular function (GO): DNA-binding transcription factor activity, RNA polymerase II-specific; sequence-specific DNA binding
Source: RefSeq, a predicted model, not a curated record
AUGAAAAUGCUUCCCGUACAGCUGUCGUUGAAUCCGCCGCUCGGCCUCUGGAGUGAUAUGUUAUGGCGUUGCCCACCGGCGCCCUCAAGCCAAUUGGCCGAAUUGAAGACACAACUGCCGCCAUCGUUGCCAUCCGAUCCACGUUUGUGGGGCCGCGAAGAUGUCACAGUCUUUUUGCGUUUCUGCGAACGUGAAUUUGACCUACCCAAAGUGGAACAUGAUCUCUUCCAAAUGAACGGCAAAGCGCUUUGCCUGCUCACACGCGCAGACUUUGGUCACCGUUGUCCGGGUGCAGGCGAUGUGCUGCACAAUGUUCUACAAAUGCUCAUCAUCGAGUCACACAUGAUGCAGUGGCAUUUACCCAACAGCCCAGUCACACCUACCAGCCGUUACCCACUCUCCCCGCACAGCCAUCCGCCGACGCCAACUUGGCCACCAAUUGGUGCGCUGCCAGACAGUCCCUUCCACAAUGCGCAUAUGCAUCAUUUUAUGGCGCCCAAUUCGGUCACACUCAGUCCGCCACCAUCGGUAGACUCGCAAGCCAGCAGUCCGCCACAAAGCCAAGAGCAAAAUAUAGCGGCAGCAGCAGCAGCGGCCGCUGCUUCAGUGAGCGGCGCUAGCACAAGUAGCAGCAGCAGUAGUAGCACCAGCAGCGGUAGCAGUAACAGCGGCGGUGGCUUGGGAGCCAACAGCAACAACGCCAUUCACACUAACGGCAGCCUCGUGCCACCAGCCAUCUCCGUGACAAUGAGCUCCGGCAAUAGCUACUCCGCACACCAUGCGACGGUCAGCACUGGCGCUAGCAGCAAUCAGUCCGAUUCAGAUGAAGAAGGCAGUUGCUCAGAGCUGGCGGCAGCGGGCAAUAGCUUGGCCAAGAGCGGUGCAGCCGCAGCAGUUGUAGCCGCGCACUAUAAAGCCAGUCCGCCAACCACGCCCAUUUUAAAGGAUAUGCCACAGAGCCUGUCACAGCAGAUUACCAACAGUUUUGUGAAUUCUUGGUCACAGAGUCAAGCCGCACAGGCCAUGGGUCAGAAAUAUCAACCGAAUAGCGGCAAUGGCGGCUCGGUUUCGGCACCCACGACGCCAAGCUAUAUGCAACCUGUGAAACGUGAAUUCUUUCCUGAAACUACGGAACCCAACACCAAUGGCCGUUUAUUAUGGGAUUUCCUGCAGCAACUGCUCAACGAUCGCAAUCAGAAGUACAGCGAUUUGAUCGCUUGGAAGUGUCGCGACACUGGCGUCUUCAAAAUCGUGGAUCCUGCCGGUUUGGCCAAACUUUGGGGCAUACAGAAGAAUCAUCUUUCCAUGAACUACGAUAAAAUGUCACGAGCGCUGCGCUACUACUACCGCGUCAACAUUCUGCGCAAAGUGCAAGGCGAACGCCAUUGCUAUCAGUUCCUGCGCAAUCCAACCGAGCUAAAGAACAUUAAGAAUAUCUCGCUGCUGCGCCAAUCCGUUGCAGGCAAUGGCGGCCCAACAGCGACAAGCAGCGCUAAUGGCUCCAACAACGCUGGCAGCGCGUCGAACAGCAAUAACAGCAAUAACCUUAACAAUGUCAACAACAAUAAUAAUAAUCAGUCUCCCGGUACAAAUUUGAGUAGUACAAAUUGGACUUUGCCGCAUCAGCAAUCACCGCAGCGACACCCAUCGUCGCACGGCAGCAACGGCAGUGUCAAUGGCAACAGCCACAGCCACAGUAACGGUGUCGGCAAUCAGCAUAUGAGUCUUCCUGCGGCCGUAGCUGCUGCGGCAGCAGCUGCUUACGGUCCACCACCCACAUCGCCGCUCUUCAUGCACGCCAUCAAUGGGGCCUUCCAAUACUUGUCGAAUAAUACAGGCGCACCACCCAAUUCGCCAGCAAUGCCACACACACCCAGCGAGAAAUUCCAAUUUGGCGCACUAAAAGUGGAACACAAUAGCGCAUCAUCGCCAGAUCAUGGCGAGGAACUGAAGCCUACCGAUUUGAGUGUGGCGGGGAGUAGCAUCGAGAAGCGGCCUUAUUCCAGCCCAUCGGCAGAGGAUUGCUACCCACUUAUACGCAACGCUGACGGACUUACCACCAUCAAAUUGAUACGUUACAACAAUGACAAUGAAACGAAUGCGUCCAAGCAGUCAACGCACGAGCAGCAGCAAGAACAGCAGCAGCAGCAAGCAAAUGCUGCUGUAAAUUGUAGCAACAGCGGCGAGCAGCAGCAACACACGCCUAUGGACCAUAUGGAUAACGAUGGCAAUGAGGACGAAGCCGCGUCUGGCGCUGGUGGCGUCAAUCUAAUGCCAACGGAUCUGCGCAAGUAA